Messenger RNA from Piliocolobus tephrosceles (Ugandan red Colobus), 2974 nucleotides. RefSeq names its product component of oligomeric golgi complex 2 (gene COG2). The record is from RefSeq and is a predicted model, not a curated record. The coding region runs from base 347 to 2386 and encodes 679 amino acids. The transcript is spliced from 19 exons. NCBI's taxonomy places the organism in Eukaryota, Metazoa, Chordata, Mammalia, Primates, Cercopithecidae. Gene Ontology annotation, cellular component: COG complex; membrane. Gene Ontology annotation, biological process: intra-Golgi vesicle-mediated transport; Golgi organization; protein transport.
CUGCGCAGUCUCCUGCGUUUUCUCGCUUGGAUCUUGGCACUGAGAGGCGGUGGCCGGCGGGAUGGAGAAAAGUAGGAUGAACCUGCCCAAGGGGCCGGACACGCUCUGCUUCGACAAGGACGAGUUCAUGAAGGUGCAACACCAGCAUCUUCUCUGACUCACUAACCCCACCACCUUUCCCACUCUGAGUUGACAGAAUGCCUUUGGUAUAUGCAGCUUCAGUAAGUGAAAUCACAGAAAUGAAGAUUUCGAUGUCGAUCAUUUUGUGUCUGACUGUAGGAAGCGGGUCCAGCUGGAAGAACUGAGAGAUGACCUGGAGCUCUACUAUAAACUUCUUAAAACAGCCAUGGUCGAACUCAUCAACAAGGAUUAUGCAGAUUUUGUCAAUCUUUCAACAAACCUGGUUGGCAUGGACAAAGCCCUUAACCAGCUUUCUGUGCCUUUGGGACAAUUACGAGAAGAGGUUCUGAGCCUUAGAUCAUCUGUCAGUGAAGGAAUUCGGGCAGUUGAUGAACGAGUGUCUAAACAAGAGGACAUUAGGAAAAAAAAGAUGUGUGUAUUGAGGCUUAUUCAAGUUAUUCGAUCAGUUGAGAAAAUUGAAAAAAUCUUAAACUCUCAAAGUUCUAAAGAAACAUCUGCACUAGAAGCAAGCAGCCCCCUUUUGACUGGACAAAUUUUGGAGAGAAUUGCCACAGAAUUUAAUCAGUUACAGUUUCAUGCUGUUCAAAGCAAAGGCAUGCCUCUUUUGGACAAAGUAAGACCACGUAUAGCUGGCAUUACAGCCAUGUUACAGCAGUCACUGGAAGGCCUCCUAUUAGAAGGCCUUCAGACAUCUGAUGUCGACAUAAUACGGCACUGCUUGCGGACUUACGCCACGAUUGACAAGACGCGGGACGCGGAGGCCUUAGUUGGCCAAGUACUAGUGAAACCAUACAUAGACGAGGUGAUUAUAGAGCAGUUUGUUGAAUCUCAUCCUAAUGGCCUUCAAGUCAUGUAUAAUAAACUCCUGGAGUUUGUUCCUCACCAUUGCCGCCUUCUUCGAGAAGUCACGGGAGGUGCCAUCUCCAGUGAAAAAGGCAAUACUGUUCCUGGAUAUGACUUUUUGGUGAAUUCUGUCUGGCCACAAAUAGUACAAGGAUUAGAAGAAAAGUUACCCUCGCUUUUUAAUCCUGGGAAUCCCGAUGCAUUUCAUGAGAAAUACACCAUAAGUAUGGAUUUUGUCAGAAGAUUUGAACGGCAAUGUGGAUCACAGGCUAGUGUAAAAAGAUUAAGAGCACAUUCUGCCUAUCAUAGCUUCAAUAAUAAGUGGAACUUGCCUGUUUAUUUUCAAAUAAGAUUUAGAGAAAUAGCAGGAUCCUUAGAAGCAACACUUACAGAUGUCCUGGAAGAUGCCCCAGCUGAAAGUCCAUAUUGCCUUUUGGCUUCUCAUAGAACGUGGAGUGGCCUCAGGAGGUGUUGGUCAGAUGAGAUGUUCUUGCCAUUGCUGGUGCAUCGCCUGUGGAGAUUCACUCUGCAGAUUUUGGCACGAUACUCUGUGUUUGUCAAUGAGCUUUCACUCAGGCCCAUUUCUAAUGAAAGUCCCAAGGAGAUCAAGAAACCUUUGGUAACUGGUAGCAAAGAACCUUCCAUCACCCAAGGAAACACUGAAGACCAAGGAAGUGGUCCUUCAGAAACAAAGCCUGUGGUUUCCAUUUCCCGCACUCAGCUUGUGUAUGUGGUUGCAGACCUGGACAAGCUUCAGGAGCAGCUUCCAGAACUCUUGGAAAUAAUCAAGCCAAAACUUGAAAUGAUUGGCUUUAAGAAUUUUUCUUCUAUCACAGCAGCCCUGGAGGACUCCCAGAGCUCUUUGUCAGCCUGUGUGCCCUCCUUGAGUGGCAAGAUCAUCCAGGAUUUAAGUGACUCUUGCUUCAGUUUCCUAAAAAGCGCACUGGAGGUUCCCAGGCUUUACCGAAGAACCAAUAAGGAGGUCCCAACCACAGCUUCCUCCUAUGUGGACAGUGCUCUGAAGCCCUUAUUCCAGCUUCAGAACGGACACAAGGAUAAGCUCAAACAAGCAAUAAUUCAGCAGUGGCUAGAAGGCGCUCUCAGUGAAAGCACUCAUAAGUACUACGAAACCGUGUCAGAUGUGUUGAACUCUGUGAAGAAAAUGGAAGAGAGCCUGAAAAGGCUGAAACAAGCCAGAAAAACCACUCCCGCCAACCCCGUCGGUCCCAGUGGUGGCAUGAGUGAUGAUGACAAAAUCAGGCUGCAGCUGGCCCUAGACGUUGAAUACUUAGGAGAGCAGAUACAAAAGUUGGGACUGCAAGCAAGUGACAUAAAAAGCUUCCCAGCUCUCGCAGAGCUUGUUGCUGCUGCCAAGGACCAGGCAACAGCAGAGCAGCCUUAAGCAUCUUGGAAGAUCUCAAGGUUAGAUUCUUAAGCAAGAGAAGAGUUGGACUUCCAGGCUGAAGGGGAGAAAGUGACUCUGUUCUCUUAGCAACCGUCCAUAGCAAAGAAGUGCUUCCAGCAUUACUCCAGCAACACGCCCAUGCGUCUUCUCAGCGUAUUUGGGUCUUCCUUUGCCCAAAAAGAACACAAAAGCCUUUUUCCAUUGUAUGGAAGAUAGUUUUUAAGACGUUUGAAACUUUCUACUAUAGUUUACAGAACAAAUUAUUUUAUUUUUAUUGUAAAUCUUAGUGUGGAAGAGCUGAUUUCUAAAAUAUGAUUAAAGUAAAUACAUACCUAUGAAUGUCAAGAGUUGUCUCCCUGAGCCUGCAGUUGGAAGUGACGACUGUAGUGGAGUGAUGUCCUGUAUAGGAACGCCCUUCUCUGAAAUAAAGAGAACUCCUGGGCUUUCCAAAGAGGCUGCCGGAGGCCGUCCUCCACUCGCACUGUGUGUGAGAGCAGUGCUUCUGAUCCUGCUGUCACCGCAACCUCUGGCAGGGGCCGGCACCAGUGGGAAAGACCUCCUUCCUAAAUAAAAGAAGUGUCUCCC